UAAGCUCCCUUCAGUCAAGACACCAGAUGGGACGAGUGUCGGGCUGAUAAGCUGAGAGGAGAUUUACUGGGUUUCAGAGGAAGAAGGCAAGUUGGGCGACUUUGUGCAGGUGCAGUAUUAGCGGCGAAGAAGAAGAAGAAGAAGAAGAAGAAGAAGAAGAAGAAGAAGAAGAAGCGGACGUGACGUCAGAGUGCUGCCUCCAAAACAAAACGUAGUGCUGUUUCUUGACUUGCAGCUGCAGGUGUAAAUGUUGGGCAACCGCUGUUCGCCUGCCCUUACGUAACGACAUGUGGAGAGCAGAGCGACUUCCGCCCGUCUAGUUUGUGUCCGAGAACCGCUCCGGGUCAAAGAAAGACUCCCCCGGUCGAGGAGAGGAGGAAAGGGAGCAUGGCCAAGCGGAGAGGAGGUGCGGAGACAGAGGCCGGUACAAAGAGGCUGAAGCCAGUGGCGCAGGCGCGGAGCGGCGGAGCGGAGAAGAAAGAUGCAGGUGAUGUCAUCACAGAGGAAGAGGAGGAGCUCAAGAGGAAGAUCAAACCCAAACCACGUGGCUCCACAAAACGAGCGUCGGGGAACACCUCCGCCACCACAUCUGCAACUGCUGUCAAAACCAGUAAAUACUUCCAGUCGCCAGUGAAGGAGGAGGAGUGUGACAGUGACGAUGACUUUGACAUGGUGACCUCAGCACCACCUGCGGUUACAGUGAGCGCCAAGGAAACCAAGAAAGAAGAAGAAGAAUACGAAGAAGAAGAAGAUGAUGAGGACGAGGAGGAAGAGGAGGAGGAGGAGGACAGCGAGGAAGAUGAGGAUGAUUGGGAGGAAGUGGAAGAGCUUUCUGGGCCGCUGGGUCCAGUUGGACCAUCAGAACCCGUCCUGCCCUCCCAGCCGGUUGAGAUAGAGAUCGAGACUCCAGAAGUCAGGAAAAAGCAGAAGAGGCAGGCCGAGCUUGAGACUUACAUGAGGCGGAUGGUGAACCGAUACAAGAAGGACGUGCUGAUAGACACACACAAGGUCCACCUGCUGUGCCUGAUAGCCAGCGGGAUAUUCCGCGGCCGUCAGUGCAGUGAACCGGACUUGCUGGCCAUCACUCUGUCGCUGUUGCCCACCCACUUCAGCAUGGUCGCCAAGGAGCGCAUCGACCACAACUACCUCACCGGACUGCUCAAAUGGUUCAGUUCAACGUUCACCCUCAACGCCUGUCUUCCCUGUGAGGAGCGUCAGAACCCCCGCACUCUGCUGGAGAGGCGGCUGGCCAGCCUGUCUGCCAGAAACCACCAGGAGAUGACUCAUCUGUUUCUGUUGGUCCUGAGGUCUCUGCAGUUUUUCUGCCGAUUGGUUAUUUCUUUGCAGCCGAUUCCUCUCAAACCCCCUUCAGCCAAGGGCCAAGGGGCUAGAACAUCUACCGGUGCCCCAGGAAAGAGCAACACAAGCCAGCAACCCUCCAAGACCGCCUCUCCUGAGCAGAAGAUCUCUCCUGGCACCAAGAGACCAGCUGGAGGGGCGAAGAUCACGGGAGGCCGAGGGGGAAAGAAAGCAAGGACGAAAGAAAUAAAGGAGGAGUGUGACGAGGUAAAGAAGAAGCCUAAAACAUCGGGAGGGCAGAGACCAAAGAACUCCAAACGUCGCAGUAUCGCCUCCAAAGUCAGCUACAAGGAAGAAAGUGAGAGCGGAGAAGAAAAGGAGGAGGAGCUUAGCGAAGAGGAGGAAUUUCAGGCGACCAGUGAGAAAGAUAGUGAGGUUUCAGAGGGAGGAGCUAAAUCCACAAAGUGGAAGAAGGGGAAACGAAAGAGCAAAGCCAACGCAAACAAGAGAAGGAGUAGUGGAGGAGAAAAACAGAUCAAAGACGAGGAGGGCAAAGAGUGGGAGGAAGAGGAGGAAGAAGAAGGAACCGUACACAACCGAACUAAGCGAAGGAGUGGGAGAAAGAAUAAGGGGCCUGGAGCGGACGAGUGGUUGGAGGUGUUUCUGGUGAAAACGUCAUCCUGGGUCUGCGUAGACGUGGAGCGCGGUGUCGGGAUGCCUCACCUCUGCUCCCAGAAUGCAACAACGCCGAUGACGUACGUGGUGUCUGUGGACGGAGACGGCUUUGUGAAGGACUUGGGAAGGAAGUACGACCCCACCUGGUUGACAUCUUCCAGGAAGAGGCGGGUGGAUGAGGAGUGGUGGGAAGAGACGCUUGGCUCCUUCCUCGGACCCGAGGACGAGAGGGACAAAAAGGAGGAGAAGGAGCUCCAGAACAAACUGCUGAACAAACCCCUGCCCAUCUCAAUAACGGAGUAUAAGAACCACCCGCUGUAUGCCUUAAAGAGACACCUGCUGAAAUAUGAAGCCGUCUACCCAUCAACCGCCACUGUACUGGGAUACUGCCGGGGAGAGCCGGUGUACUCAAGGGAUUGUGUGCAAACGCUCCACUCCAAAGACACUUGGUUGAAAGAGGCACGGACGGUCCGACUAGGAGAGGAACCAUUUAAGAUGGUGAGGGGCUUCUCUAAUCGUUCCCGCAAAGCCAGGAUGGCGUCUGAGCGGAAGGAGGAGAACGACCUGGCUCUGUUUGGGGAAUGGCAGACUGAAGAGUACCAGCCGCCGAUAGCUGUGGAUGGGAAGGUUCCCCGUAACGACUAUGGCAACGUCUACCUGUUUAAGCCCUGUAUGCUACCGGUGGGCUGUAUUCACCUCCAGCUGCCCAACCUGCACCGCGUGGCCAGGAAGCUGAACAUGGACGCCGCCCCUGCGGUCCUGGGCUUCGACUUCCACGCAGGAUACUCGCAUGCUGUGACUGAUGGUUACAUUGUGUGUGAGGAGCAUGAGGAGAUUCUCAGAGCGGCCUGGUUGGAAGAUCAAGAGAUUCAGAAACAGAAGGAGAAAGAGAAAAAAGAAAAAAGGGUGCUCUCCAACUGGACUCUGCUGGUGAAGGGGCUCCUGAUCAGAGAAAGACUGAAGCAGCGCUACGGAAAGAAGAACCACGGACUCGGGAGCCUCGCAGAGACUGGUGGGCUUUCGUCGGAUGAGGAGGAGGUUGAGGCCGGAAACCCUUCAGCCAAGACGGCGUCUGAGACUCUGGCCAUGUCCUGGCCCCAGAACAGACAGGCGGAGGAGGACGGAGGGAGCAUCAGCGGACUGAAGAGGAAGACCACGACAAAACGAGAAAAGAGAGGACAAGAGAAACACUUGUUCCCCUUUGAGAAAGUGUGAUUUCAGGGAGCCAAAAACACACCUAGGUUUAGUUCAAUCAAGGCUAAUUACUCUGUCUGACUGCUCCUGGUAUUUACUUUGGAAGACGGUCACAUUCCUUGCACGCAGUGUGCCUCAGCUCAGACACAUUUUUAAUCAAUUUUUACAAGGUUAGUCAUCCUUGGAACCUUUGGCUGUUACAUUAUGAGAAAGGGAAUGAGAGGAGGAGGAAGAAGUAGUCAACUGAUCUGCAGAGUGAUCGUUUUCUUCCAGUAGUCAUAAUACAUGCAUUAAACCUGCUCUUUCUCCACCAUCACUGUGCUGGUUUGAGCCCGGUGGACAUAGUUUCCCUUUCAGUUCAGUACACAAAACGGCAUAUACAGCUCAUGCCGACUUGAUGUGUGGCAAGUAAACACCAACAACCCUGUGUGCCAACAACACGACAAACAAUACAGGCGAAUACACGAUAAAUAUACAUUUAUUUUCCAUCGCUUGUGGUGCAUCCACUGCCUGCUACUGAUUAAUUUCAUCUAAUUCCAAAAAAAGCCUGUUUCCCCUGUGACAACCAACUGGACCGCAGCCGUUCUUGCUGACUUGACUGUACUCUAUGUAGCUUGACUCAAUGAAAACAGAAACUUGUACUGUUGUUGUCGUCGUUCCAGUGAAAAAUCUCCUGGUUGUCAAGUUUUCAGGAACCAGCCCAAAACAGCUCUGCUACUGUUCACUUUUGAGUUGAUUUGGCUAUUUUGUGGUUGUCGGAUCCACGUAUCUGACAGAUAGGCAAGUGCGUGAGCUAAGAAGCUCUGUCUGUCUCGACUUCUCACAAAUCCUGUACUUCCUUUCUGUCUCUCUUUCCAUUUUAGGCUGCUACAUCCCUAGAGGUUCACGGGUUCCUGCUGUAUUCUGAAUCAGCCCUCACUUUCAGCCUCUCACUCAGCGCUUUCACACUGUUGUCAUGUUUCACACCUUGUGUCUCUGUACGUGUUUUUGUACACAGCAGGCGAUUGCUGUAUUUAAAAUGGUAAACCGUUUUUGUAUGAAAAUAAUUUUUCUAAGAUAUAAUAAUAGUUAUGAGCAAAAAAAACAAAACAACAUUAAAAAUAUUUUGUUGACUG
This is a messenger RNA of Cyclopterus lumpus (lumpfish), 4283 nucleotides long. RefSeq names its product xeroderma pigmentosum, complementation group C (gene xpc). Gene Ontology annotation, molecular function: damaged DNA binding; single-stranded DNA binding. The record is from RefSeq and is a predicted model, not a curated record. The transcript has 14 exons. Gene Ontology annotation, biological process: nucleotide-excision repair; mismatch repair. Bases 388 to 3189 code for a protein of 933 amino acids. Lineage: Eukaryota; Metazoa; Chordata; Actinopteri; Perciformes; Cyclopteridae. Gene Ontology annotation, cellular component: XPC complex; nucleus; cytoplasm.